AUGUCUUCCCAUGAUAUUAUAUAUAAUGAAAAGACAAAUGAAGCUUGGCAAAGAGCAUUUGCAUCUUUGAACUGCAAUAUAUUUAAUAGAUUUCUACUUGGAGAAAUAAACCGUCAAAAAAAGUACCUUCAUCGUCAUUUCGAGAACGAUCCUUCAUUGACUGAUUCGGAAAAACAAAGUUUAUUCGUUCGGCUUCAACAACAUUACGAGUUGGUUAAAAUCGAAAGAUCAAGCAAAAAGCGUCAAUGCAGUGAUUGUCAUAAUAAGUGCCAAGCGACGCACUUCUGUGAGUUGUGCAUUCGAAAAUACUUGAAGAAUAAUUUUGAAAACUGGUCCUCUGGAAAUGACGAGAUUGAUAUGUUAAUUCAAGAAUGCCAACAAAAGACUGUUCAACCUGAUUACAUCGUAGAAUGGAUCGAUUACGACCAAUUUCAGAGUAUAGUGUAUAAGACGGAAGGUGGAUACGCUACAAUAUACACAGCGAUAUGGAAAGUUGGAUCAUAUUUUAAAUGGAAUCAUGAGACACAGUCUUUGGAAAGAUUUGGUCGGCACAAAGUCAUAUUAAAAAAAUUGAGAAACUCUGCAAAAGAUGGAAACUGGUACCGAGAGAUUUACAAAGCGGGGAUUAUAUGCUUUGUGUUAGAUGCUUAUAAUUGCGAUUUACGGCGAUAUUUGGCAGAGAAUCACUUGUCGAUGACCUGGAUUCAAAAAUGCCGAAUUUCCAGAAAUAUAGCCGACAGUCUUCGCAAAAUUCAUGAAAAAAAAUUUAUUCACCGAGACCUGCACUCCGGCAAUAUUUUAUAUAAGGCCCGUGCUGAUAACUGGUUUAUUAGUGACAUGGGUUUUUGUGGUCCCUUAGACAAACCCUUGGGAAUUUUAAUGUGGGAGAUCGCCACUGGAGAAAUCCCAUUCGUUAAUACGGAGCAUAAUUAUGAGUUGGCCUUGGCGAUUAUUAAUGGCAUGCGUCCCAAGAUUCAUGAAAAUAUUCCUGCCGAAUAUGUUCGGUUAAUGAGGCGAUGUUGGGAUCCUAAUCAGGACAACCGACCAAAUGCAAUAAUAAUAUGUUUAGAACUUGACGAAAUGUUCAAGAAAUUACAUAAAUCAAAUUUAAUUGAGCACAAAUGUUUGAAAACGGGGAUCGUGAAUUUAUUCAGAAACAAAGCUAUGAAUGAAAAGGACAAGCAUGAUAUAUUUGAAGAUGGUCUCUCUACAACACCCAUUCCUAGGAUAGUUGUUAACCAAGUUAGUAAAUUGUACACAUUUCCCAACGUGAAUGAAUAUGGAAACUUAACUUUAGAAUUUGACUCUCGGCAAUACGAAUUAAGUAUUUCAGGAGUGAUCGAAAACCACUAA
Molecule: messenger RNA, 1353 nt
Organism: Acaulospora morrowiae
Lineage: Eukaryota; Fungi; Glomeromycota; Glomeromycetes; Diversisporales; Acaulosporaceae
Source: the annotation of a GenBank genome assembly